This is a messenger RNA of Australozyma saopauloensis, 2094 nucleotides long. It is a transcript of the gene ATM1, whose product is annotated as ATP-binding cassette Fe/S cluster precursor transporter. The record is from RefSeq and is a predicted model, not a curated record. Gene Ontology annotation, biological process: transmembrane transport; intracellular iron ion homeostasis. The transcript has a single exon. The coding region runs from base 1 to 2094 and encodes 697 amino acids. NCBI's taxonomy places the organism in Eukaryota, Fungi, Ascomycota, Pichiomycetes, Serinales, Metschnikowiaceae. Gene Ontology annotation, molecular function: ATP hydrolysis activity; ATP binding; ABC-type transporter activity. Gene Ontology annotation, cellular component: mitochondrial inner membrane.
AUGCUUCCUGUUCUUCUACGCUGCAAAAAAGUGGGGCCAGGGAAAUGGCCUGGAAUAAUAAAUUUUCGAUCCAGGUUUUCCUCAUGGACCCGCUCGCCCGUGAUUCAGCACCGAGUGACUCCCCGUGGACCAUCUUCACUUGUCGGAACAGAACUCCGGUCACUCACGUUCGUAGCCAGAAGAUUCGCAUCCACAACAAAAGAAAAGAAAGAAAAUGAAGCACUGUCUCUGGCUUCGAAAUUGUUCGGCAGGGAUAUCCUGACCUCCGAGACGAACAUGUUAAAGUCGCUUCUCGUGACGCUUUGGCCCAAAAACAAGCCCAGCUUCCGGUUCAGAGUCAUAUUGGCCCUUCUUCUCUUGAUAGGGUCUAAGGUUCUCAAUGUCCAGGUCCCGUUCUUCUUCAAAGGCAUUGUGGAUGAGAUGAAUGUCGAUUGGGCUACCCAAUUGGGUACUGUAGGCACUGUAAUUGGAUCAAUGAUCUUGGCCUAUGGAGGCGCCAGGUUCGGUGCAGUUUUAUUCGGUGAGCUCCGUAAUGCUGUAUUUGCACUGGUGGCUCAACUGGCCAUUCGCCGUGUCGCCAAGGAUACUUUCAGACACCUUCUAAACAUGGAUCUACAAUUCCACUUGCUGAGUCAAACAGGUGGUCUCACGAGGGCUAUAGAGAGGGGUACUAAGGGUAUCAGUUAUGUUUUGACUGCAAUGGUGUUUCACAUAAUCCCCAUUUCGUUCGAGAUCAGUGUCGUGUGUAGCAUCUUGACCUACAACUAUGGUGUACAAUUUGCAGCAGUGACCUUUUUGACCAUGGCCAUUUAUUCUGUGUUUACCAUCAAAACUACUGCAUGGAGAACAAAGUUCCGUCGUCAGGCAAAUAAUGCUGACAACCAGGCCGCGUCUGUGGCGCUCGACUCGUUGAUGAACUACGAGUCUGUCAAAUACUUCAACAACGAGAACUUCCAAUGCGAGCAGUACGGGAAAGCUCUCACCAAAUACCAAAACGCUUCGAUUAAAGUUGCCACUUCUUUGGCAUACCUCAAUGCGGGUCAGAAUUUAAUCUUCACACUGGCUUUGACAGCUAUGAUGUACAUGGGUUGUAGUGGUGUGGCUUCUGGCUCUUUAACUGUCGGUGACUUGGUUUUAAUUAACCAGCUCGUUUUCCAGCUACUGGUUCCCCUCAACUUUUUGGGGUCAGUGUAUAGAGAGCUUAAACAGUCUCUUUUGGAUAUGGAGAACCUCUUUCAAUUGCAAAACUACGAUAUCAACGUCAAAAAUGUUCCCGACGCCCCUAAGUUAGUUCUCAACUCUAAAAACCCUGGUACAAUUGUUUUUGAGAAUGUUACUUUCGGCUAUCAUCCAGACAGACCCAUUUUGCGCAAUGCAUCUUUCACCAUCCCCGCUGGAGAAAAAGUUGCCAUUGUUGGCCCAUCAGGCCUGGGUAAAUCAACUAUUUUGAGACUCAUCUUCAGAUUUUACGACGUCACCGAAGGUCGCAUCUUGAUUGAUGGCCAGGACAUUUCCAAGGUGGACCUUGAGUCUCUCCGUAGAGCUGUUGGAGUAGUUCCACAGGAAACUCCAUUAUUCAAUGAGUCUAUUCUCGAGAAUAUUCGUUACGGAAGACUCGAUGCAACAGAUGCCGAGGUGGAAAGCGCCAUCGACAAAGUGCAGAUAAGCGCACUUAUAAAAGAUCUUCCUGAUGGUUUGAAUACAGUUGUGGGAGAAAGAGGUCUCAUGAUCUCCGGUGGAGAAAAGCAAAGACUUGCAAUCGCAAGAUUGCUUUUGAAGAAAGCGCCCAUCACAUUCUUUGACGAAGCCACAAGCGCUCUUGACACCCACACAGAGCAAGCGCUUUUGAGAACUCUACGUACCGUAUUCAGAGAGGUCAAAUCUACCAAUGUAUCGAUUGCACAUAGACUCCGGACCAUUGCUGAUAGUGAUAAAAUUAUUGUUUUGAAUAAGGGCCAGGUCAAAGAAGAAGGAACACAUCAAAGUCUCCUAGCCAUUCAAGAUUCCUUGUACUCAGAAUUAUGGAACAUACAAGAGAAUCUAGACAUCGAGGAGGAACUUGAAGAAAUCAAGGCGGCUCCAGAACAAACAUAA